AUGGCUUCUAUCGCCAGCCGGAUGUCGCUCUUUGAGCCCCCGUCAGUGCCUAGAUCAUCUCAGCAGUGGAAAAUCGCUCUGAAGAAUAUCAAAGCUCUGUAUAUUCAGCGUCAGUACAAACAGUGCGCUGCCCAGGCCACAGAAUUGAUUGGGCAAGCGAGGGAGCCAUUCCAUCCCGUCUAUAUGACAUACCUUUACUUCUACAGCGCUGUCAGCUAUGAGGAGAUGGGGCGGGCCGCUCAUAAGUACUCCAGAACCAAGAUCCCACUGCUCCAAUGUGCGUUGGAUCAUUUCAGCACCUGUGGCACCAUACUGCCCUCUCCUAUUCCUCUCUCGAGCCGACCUUCGGAAGAAUCGAAUUUCCCCUCACUGGGAGAAUGCUCCUCUGAAUUCACGGACAGUCCUUCAACCGUAUCCAGCCUUGUCACGAGCAUUACAGAUAUCAUUGACAAAACUAUACAGUGGCAGGACGAUGACCCGUUUAUCUCAGACUAUGGCUCCUGCGGGGACACAGACAUUGAUGCUACGAGAGCACUCUCUGACGCGGAAACGAACUUUGUACUUAUUCCACCUCCCUUGAGAGUGAACAGGCCUUCUGAGAAGCUGCCCCAACACAUGACGCUAGCCUGUGAUACCGGUCAAGUUACAACUCAUGGCGAGAGACUCGCAAGGACUCACCUGCCUCCCCCUCUUCCGAUUAAGGUCGUUCCCCGUGGAGCCACCAGCGAGCACAAUAGACGGAUAGAUGCACAGCUGAACAAUAGAGAUUCCCGACUGUGCACGGAUAGCUUGCUCAUUGACUUCACUAAGAAACUCACACCUGCAAACCCGCAAUACACAGAUUACAUCAGGAGCUACAAUAGCAGCAUCCGAUUCCUGCGGUCUCAAAUCGACAGCAGUAUUAGUUUAAUACACGCGCUGAUUGAUGAGAUUGAGGAGAAGCAGCAUGCGCGCCAAAUGGCGAAGACGAUCAAGCGAUCGGCAUCUUUUUGGAGUUUUAGCCCAAUCAAAGAUGGCGAAGCACUUGAUGAAAAGAAGGUGAAUAUUCCCAGACGAUCGCCGACCAAAGAGACGAAGCAGCAGCGCAUUGAGCGACUGCGGGCUGAAGGGUGGAAGACGGUAGGACUGCGCUCUGCGAUAAGAGGAUGGAAAGGAGAAGAAUACUACAAGGCCUAUUGCAGUUCUGUUUUGGACGAGCUGUAUCUAGGGGAGUCAUGA
Messenger RNA from Aspergillus alliaceus, 1218 nucleotides. RefSeq lists its product as uncharacterized. The record is from RefSeq and is a predicted model, not a curated record. The coding region runs from base 1 to 1218 and encodes 405 amino acids. The transcript is spliced from 2 exons. NCBI's taxonomy places the organism in Eukaryota, Fungi, Ascomycota, Eurotiomycetes, Eurotiales, Aspergillaceae.